Molecule: messenger RNA, 951 nt
Organism: Macadamia integrifolia
Lineage: Eukaryota; Viridiplantae; Streptophyta; Magnoliopsida; Proteales; Proteaceae
Product: coumarin 8-geranyltransferase 1, chloroplastic-like
Exons: 10
Coding region: 4-951 (315 amino acids)
Cellular component (GO): membrane
Molecular function (GO): transferase activity, transferring alkyl or aryl (other than methyl) groups
Source: RefSeq, a predicted model, not a curated record
GAGAUGCUUAGGCUCGCCGGUACUUCAUCUUUUUCUGUUCGAGCAUACCCUCAUUAUGAAAGAGGUUGGAUGUCAUGGGAGCCCAAAUCCUUGAGAAGUUCUAUUAUACCUAAUUUUCGAGGGAAAGUGAAUCAUAGAUAUACUAUUGAGAAAAAAUGGCAUGCCACACAAAGAACCUCUGCUUUAAUUAAUAAGGAAGGAAAUGUAGAGAAGCAAUCUUACAAGAAAGACAGGUUACAGCAUGAUUAUUCAUCCAAACAUGAGGAUGCUUAUAAUGGAUCGUUGGGGAAAUUAUAUGCAUUUUACCGAUUUAUUCGGCCAUAUGCUGCCAUUGGUGUAGCUCUGCUAGUUGCAUCUAUUUCUUGUCUUCCAGUAGAAACAAUUGCUGAUUUGUCUCCGACAUUUUUCAUAGGAGUAUUAAAGGCUCUUAUUCCAACAUUAUUGGCUCAAAUUUUCGUAGUUGGAGUGAAUCAGCUAUAUGAUAUAGAAAUUGACAAGGCUAAUAAAAAACAACUUCCGAUCGCUACUGGAGCUAUGUCAAUUGGGACUGCUAAGGCCAUUGUUUGGAUAGUCACUUUGCUGAGCCUUUCUAUUGGAGUCAUGUCUCAGUCCCCAGCACUUCUUUGCGGCAUCCUUGCAUGCUUUACAUAUGGAAUUGUAUAUUCGGUUGAUCUUCCAUUCCUUAGGUGGAAAAGAGAUCCUAUACUCACAGCAGCACUCUUUGCGUUCUGGAGGGGUGUUGGUAGCACUAUUGCUUACUUUAUACAUUCUCAGAAAUAUAUACUGGGAAAGCCAAUAACGGUUACCAAGUCAUUGAUAUUUGCUUCAAUUGUAAUGUCUCUACAUGGUAUUGCUAUGGCAAUUUUCAAGGAUAUACCAGAUGUGGAUGGAGAUAAUGAAUGUGGCAUUAUCACCUUUAGCACCAAACUUGGCAAAGAAAGAGUUAAGUGA